UGGCUAUGCAAAAGCAAAACAACGGAACUCGGUGGCUUCGAUCCAAAAUAAGGACGCGGUGAGUGACAGACGAGCUGCGUUCUCUCCGUUUAACCCUUCCGCGCCCAGCCUGGUCACCGAUCGCUCAUUGCCGGCGACUGCCUCGGCGCGCUCGCUCGGUGCCCGAAGGAGUUAACGCACUGAGUCACGGCCUCUGCUUUCAUAAUCUCUUCUGGGCUACUACGUGAAUCUCCCUCUCUGCAACUGGCAUCCUAGUGAGGGCUCCGGGAGGCACGUCGGUCAGCGCGGUGGGCCUGAACCGACGAAGAGCUGUCCUCUGGUGCCCUGCUAACAUUGAAGCGGACCUGCCCGGCGAGCUCGGCAACUUUUUCUCUCGCGAGCGGCUGAGGGGCAAGUUCCCCGCCUCGACCGCCCAGGCUCCACCGCAGGCGCGCAUACGCGCCGCAGCAGCAGCCGCAGCCGCACCGCAGCGGGGCAACCGGGCGGCGCGGUCGCCUCUCCUCCUCUGCGCUCCGAUCCGCUUGCGAGGUGGUGGCGAGGAGCAGAGGAGCAGCGGCGCGACGGUAGUACUUCGCCUUCGGACUGGAUGGAUUUCGGGAGCGCGGGCUUGGGCUGAGCCGGCGGCGCCUGCCUCCUCUCCGGGCUGCGGGAAACGCCGCCGCCGCCGCCGCCGCCUGCAGCCCGAGGGGCUACGAGAAUGGCACCACCCGCACCAGCAGCCUGCGCCGCCGACUGCGGAAGCUGCCACUGAGACAGCAGAAGGAGACAGCAGGAAUGGCCCAGAUCAAUAUACAAGUGGAAGAACUAGCACCCUUUUACUGAUUGCACUGGAACUGUGAUUCUUCUCCCAGGUUCCUGUCUGUUUUCCCUCCAUUGCACCUCAUUUCAUUCUGCAAGGCAAAAUUCCCCUGCAGGCUUCAGCCAUGACCACCUCUGCCUUGCGCCGGCAGGUCAAAAACAUUGUGCACAACUAUUCAGAGGCAGAAAUCAAGGUGCGCGAGGCCACCUCCAAUGACCCCUGGGGUCCCCCAAGCUCCCUAAUGUCUGAGAUCGCAGACCUGACCUUCAACACAGUGGCUUUCGCGGAGGUCAUGGGCAUGAUCUGGAGGCGGCUGAAUGACAGUGGAAAGAACUGGCGACACGUCUACAAGGCGCUGACUCUUCUGGACUACCUCAUCAAAACUGGCUCCGAGAAAGUGGCUCAUCAGUGCCGGGAGAACUUGUACACCAUCCAGACCUUAAAGGAAUUCCAGUACAUAGACCGCGAUGGCAAGGACCAGGGCAUCAACAUUCGGGAGAAGGUGAAGCAGGUGAUGAGCUUGCUGAAGGAUGAGGAAAGGCUGAAGCAGGAGCGAGCCUACGCCCUGAAGACCAAGGAGCGGAUGUCCCUGGAGGGCAUGGGCAUCAGCAGCAGCAACAGCCAGCAGCUGGCCUACGGGCGGCGGGCCUCGCAGUACGGCGAGGAGUACAGCAGGUCCAGGGGGUCCCCGUCGUCCUUCAACUCUUCUUCCUCAUCCCCUCGGUUCAACUCUGACCUGGAACAGGCAAGACCACAGACCACUGGAGAAGAGGAGCUGCAGCUCCAGCUUGCCCUGGCCAUGAGUCGAGAAGAGGCAGAAAAGCCACUUCCUUCAGUCUCCAGCACAGAUGAAGAUCUGCAAUUACAGAUUGCCCUUACCUUGAGCAAACAGGAGCAUGAGAAGGAGGUUAGGGCAUGGCAGGGAGAAAACUCGCUCUUGCAGAGGGUGUUAGAAGAAAGUCACCUUGCUGUGGAGGAGGAAGAUGAUAAAACCAAGAAAAGUCAGUCUUCUGUGUUAGAGCUGGCAGACAUUUUUGGACCCGCACCGGUCACCUCUGCCCACACUUCCGCUGAUCCAUGGGAUAUCCCAGGUGGGGGCACUCCUCAGUCUGUUGAGGUUUGGAACCAAGACACGGCCUUCUCUCCUCCUGCUCUGCCCCUGUCCAGUUCUUGGGAGCAUAACACUACCAAAUCCACUGUGGAAUCGGCAGGGACCUCUUGGGGUCCCACCACAGACCCUUGGGUACCUGUACCUUCAGGGGAUGCUCUAAGCCAGACAACAGCAUCUGCCAGUCAAGCUGCCGCCGUGCCCUGGGAUCUUCCUCAGAUCUCCUCCUCUGCCUCUUCCUCUGAUCCUUGGGCGGUGAAGUCCCUGCCUGCCAGCAUCUCACCCUCAGAUCCCUGGGGAAAGUCCUCACCACCUGCUCUAGUCUCCGCAGGUGUCACUUCUGCCGCUGAUCCUUGGGGAGGCCCUGCGGAUAAGCCUUCUGCCACUGGCAGUGUUCCAUUCGACUUGUUUGCAAAACUACCAGAAGAUACGGAUCAGGCGGAACAUGACAGCUCCCAUGCCCCUGCCUCUGUGAAAUCCAACAGCCCUGUUGAUGUGGACCUGUAUAGUGACCUCAUUUCAAGCACCAAGGAGAAUGGAGUCAAGAAUAAGGACGCUUUUGAUAUUACAGGCCUCGGAGACUCUCUUCCUGACCCAAAGAAGGAGAAGAAGGAUAGCAAAACUCCAGAGACCUUUCUUGGCCCAAAUGCCUCCUCCUUGGUUAAUUUGGACUCUUUGGUUACAGCUCCCCAGAACCUGAAGUCUCGUAAUCCAUUCUUGGCAGGGCUCAGCACACCUUCUCCCACCAACCCCUUCAAUGUCCUCGACCAGCCCAAGCCAACCCUCAACCAGAUGCGGACCAGCUCCCCGGGGCCCAGCGCAGCCAUGGGAAUGGGCGUGGGCGCCAUGUCCUACAGCGCUUCUCUCCCUCUCCCACUCAGCAGCAUCCCAUCGGCGAUGACCCUGCCAGCCUCCAUGAGUGCCUUCCCUCAGGCUGGGGCAGGCCCUUUCCCAGAGCUUCCCAGCAACUUGCCUCAGCCUCUCCUACCGCUCUCUGGCUCAGUCCCGCCACCGCUACCUUCCCAAGGCAGUAUGAACCCGUUCCUCUGAGAAGACUCUGUUGAAAUUGCGUGGACUCUCUUGCUCCUUCCUGUGGCGUUUUGGAGAAACUCCUAUGCCAAUGCUUUCUGGGCGCAUUUGUUUUGAAGGGAGGGACUGUCAUCCUGGAAGCUCUUCUCCGAUUUUCGGCCCAGGCCAAAGAGACCCAGUGACUCUCCUUACUUGGGGGCUUCAGAAGAACCAGCCCCUCCAUGAUGCUCAGCAUUGCCUACAAUCUGCCUCUGAUCACAACCGGGAUAUGCCUGCCAUCAACGGACGCUGCUCUGAUGGGUGCAGAGAUGAUGGGAAGACCCCGAGGAAGGAGGGCAUUAACUUUCAAGGGUCUCUGUUCUCCAAUACCUUCCUGCUGGUAUGGGCGGACUAAGAUAAAACAUCAAGAAAAGUCAUGCAUAAAGACGGUCUCUUCAGUGGGGAGGACAACGUAUUUUGUACUCUGCAUGGAAAACACAGCCCUUUUUGCCAAGGUCUGCAGCUCUGCUGUGUGCAUGACAGGGCCACAGUCCCACUUCUGGAAAUCAAGACAGCUCAGCAAGUAUAGCAUUGCUAUGCGCAAGAGGCUGACAUCCGAGUCCUUCCCCCUCCAGCCCCGAGUCACCUUCACUGGGUUGCUUGACUAAGCCAAAUCUCCUCUACUGCUGUUUGGCACCCCAUCACACCCCGGAAAGGUUCAAGUUAGAACUUGAAAACCCAACUUUCCCAGCUACAAAAAGAAGUACAUAAGACACAUAUUUAUUCCUGUGCAUCCUUCAGUUGGCUUGUCAAGUUUUAGGUUUUGCGAUUUAGUGUAAAGGACCAGUAAGGCAGUGGGAUGAGGCAAGUGGAAGCCUGUGGGAUGCAAGAUCAAAAAGACUGGGCAGUUGAAAUAAAUGCCUGUCAUUCAGGGGUAUGUCUUACUAAUGAUGGGAAGGGAGGGCAGCAGAAGCAUAACCUUCAUCCCGCCCCUUGGAAUUGUCUCACCAACCUACCUGGGCUUCUCCUCCUUUGCUCAGAGAACUGCACAAAGGUAUACUGAGGAACUAGGCAGACUAGAUACUAGCCUUUAAAUAGCCCCCAAACUGAGACCCUGAAGAAGGCAUCGUCCUUCAUUCUAGGAGUCCACUGUUCCUGUUGCCACUCAUACUUCAGGCCAGACAUCCAAGUUCUCUGCCCUUGUGCUUCUGCCUACUUUGAUUCAAAUGGACUUUUCUUUUGAUAUCUUGGUACUUCUUGGGGAGGGGAUCUGGAUCCUCCCCUGUUGUCACCCUGGACCACUACAUGCCUGACCACAAACUCUGCAGCUGUUCCCCAGUACCUACCUCUCAAGUCCUAAUCGCCAAAAUGCGAAACUCCUGAAACAGAGCUCCAUCAUCUAGAAACCCUUGAAUGAGCCCCGCGAAGCUCAUGCAGGCAUUCUGGACAGCUUUACUGGAAGCAAAUGCUGGGAUGACCAUUCUUCGAAUGUGACUUUAGAAACCCUAAAACUUGCAAACCGUAUUAUUGUGCUUGAUGGCCUCGGAGCAUUUCACUGGUGUUUGGAUUUGUUUAAACACUGAAAAAGACACCGAUGGAUGUGUGUUUUAGCCUCACUUUUUAGGCAACCUCUCCCUCCAAGAUCCUUCCAGGGUAUCAAUGGACAUGUUGAAAAUCAGAGAGCCAGAAUGGCAAAGGACUGUAUGCACAGAUGAAGUUAAUAUUCCAGUUAUCAGCUGUGUCUUAACGAGGGUUGCAUCUGCAGGAUAGAUGGCUGUGGAGCACUAAUGGGGCUGACACAGCCUAGAAGGAGGAUCAGAGCAAGGGCCGGGCACAGAAAGCAGUGGGUACAAUCCCUGAGGCUUUAUUGUCUAUGCUUAUGCACCACCACAGCAAUCCCCAUACCAAUACAGACUUUUGGACUAUAGUGGCACAUGGGGGCGGCGGGGUGGGUAGGAAGAAGCAGUCAAUAAAAUAUCCAAAUGUG
This is a messenger RNA of Varanus komodoensis (Komodo dragon), 4902 nucleotides long. It is a transcript of the gene EPN3, whose product is annotated as epsin 3. The coding region runs from base 924 to 2957 and encodes 677 amino acids. The transcript is spliced from 10 exons. Gene Ontology annotation, molecular function: clathrin binding; phospholipid binding. Gene Ontology annotation, biological process: endocytosis. Lineage: Eukaryota; Metazoa; Chordata; Lepidosauria; Squamata; Varanidae. Gene Ontology annotation, cellular component: clathrin vesicle coat; endosome; plasma membrane. The record is from RefSeq and is a predicted model, not a curated record.